Trichoplax adhaerens is the source of this 1806-nucleotide messenger RNA. RefSeq lists its product as uncharacterized. Lineage: Eukaryota; Metazoa; Placozoa; Uniplacotomia; Trichoplacea; Trichoplacidae. The transcript has 9 exons. Gene Ontology annotation, molecular function: glutamate-gated receptor activity. Gene Ontology annotation, cellular component: membrane. The coding region runs from base 1 to 1806 and encodes 601 amino acids. The record is from RefSeq and is a predicted model, not a curated record.
AUGCUAAAAGAAAAAAAGCAAAUAAAAACUAAAAAAUUAGUAUGUACUAGAACGAAUCCGAUCCCAUGGGUAGACGGUAACCAAGUAUUUAAAUCUAUUAAAAAGGCUUCUGGUCCAUCCACGAUGCUAUCUAUUAAUUUUACUUCUGAUGGUGGUCCGGCUUAUAUUAACUAUAAUAUUGUGAAUUUACAUGGUGAAACUUGGGCUCAGGUUGGAAAUUGGAGCAACCAUCAUAGCUUAAGUCUAGAUCACGAUCGAACCUAUUUUCUCGAGGGAGUUAACCGUAUAAGUGACUCUGGCUCCUUCAUCAGUGGCAAAAAUCUCACUGCAACAAUCAUUUUGAGCGCUCCAUUCAUAAUGAUAGAUAAUGAUUAUGCUAUUACUGGUAAAAAGUAUAAAGGAUAUAUCAUCGAUUUAAUGGAUGAAAUUAGUAGAAAUUUAAAUUUUUCGUAUAACGUGAGAGUAGUUGCGGACGGUUUUUAUGGUACUGAAAUCAGUGUUAAUGGUACCUUCACAUGGUCAGGAAUUAUUGGCGAAAUACUUAAUGGGGUGAAUAUCAGAGUUUAUGUUAACAUUUACAUGAUAUUUGAUAAUGUACGACAAACCGAUAUUGGUGCUGCACCAUUGUCUAUUACUCCUGAACGCCAGCAAAUUAUAGAUUUUACUAUGCCCUUCCUUGAUGAAGCUUUAACCAUUUUAACAGCAACCAAAGCAACUCAACCAGCUUCUUUAUUUCAGGCAUUCUCUCCUCUUAAAACUGAAGUUUGGAUCGGUAUUUUGAUAUCAAUGAUUAUCGUAGCAGCAGUGAUUACCUGUAUGAAUCGCUGGAGUCCUUUUGAUUAUUAUGGUAGAGCUAUAUACAGAUUGAGAGCCUCAAACAAAAGUAAACACAUGGAAAAUGGAUUACAGAACAGUUAUAAAUAUUGGCAAAUAGAGAAAGAAUCAGAAUCAGAAGUAUUUUCAUUUAGUAAUAAUUUAUGGUAUGCAUUGGCUUCAAUUUUAUUACAAGGACCUGAUAGGACCCCAAGAUCGAUAUCUGCGCGUUUAAUUACUGCAAUUUGGUGGUUUGCUUCCGUCAUCAUUACAGCAACUUAUACUGCAAAUUUAACUGCAUUCUUAACAAUUAACAGUUUACAUACUACCUUCAGUUCCUUACAGGAUCUAGCUAGAAAUCCAGACUUGAAUUACGGUGUUCUAGCUAAUAGCAGCUAUGAAUCUUUCUUCUCAAAAACUACAAUAUCGCCCUAUCAAGAAAUGAAAAAAAAUCUAAAAAAUGUGAUUACUACUGAGGAUGGCAUUCAACGUGUACUGACCAGUAAAAAUGAGCAGUAUGCUUUCAUUGGAGGUGCUACAAUGCUUAGCUAUGCCCAAAACAGAUUAAGUCUAGCAGUGCCAAAAGGAUCACCUUAUUGGGAAGAAAUUAAUAUGCAGAUAUUGAAACUAAACGAGUUAGGAUAUCUAGAUAAGCUGAAAGCAAAAUGGAUUGAUGGAAAAUGUAAGAAUAAUGCGCAAGCUUCAAGCCAUGAUCCUAUAAAAUUUGAGAAUCUUGCAGGGGUAUUUUACAUGCUGCUAGCUGCAAUUGGAUUCAGCUUUGCUAUACUAUUUAUAGAAUGGAUUGUAGCUGCAAUUAAAGAUACACGAAGUACUAGCACGAGAGUGAUGUCAUUUGAGAGGGCCAUGAAACAGCGGCUUCGAUAUGUUUUGGAUGACUUAUUGUCAGAUCUAUCUUACAGGACUAAAGUAGAUGAAUUAAAUUCCAAAGAUCUUUACCAGAUAGGUAGCAGAAAGGGCUCAACUAUGAUUUAA